AUUAUAGAGAGAGUAACCUAAACAGUUGCUAUACCAGACGAAUGAGACGCAAAGGGGUGAAAAAUAUCCCAGCAGAACGCCAAUUUUGACUGGAUCGCUUCUAAUAAGCUGAUAACUAAUCCAGUACGAUAGAAGCUAGUCGGAUAUCAGCCUGUGGCGAGUUCUUUCAGCCACUCCAAGCGGGUGACUUAUGAGCUUAAUUUAUAAUGCAUGCAUGCACUAUUUAUUAAGGAAAUAUAAAUCUUUUCACUUCUCACCUCGGAUAUCGCCGUCUGAGUCAUCAUCAACGUUCUAAGCCAUCUUCGCGCAAAUCUGUAUCUUCACUCACAACCACCAACUAACAAGAAAAAAUCUCUAGAAAUUUAUUGAAUUUUAGUGUUUAUUACUUAAUUUACGCUAAUCUUUAAAUUUCUUAUUAAAUUCCUUAUAUUUCAGUCUAUCAACGUAGAUUUGUUAUAUCGGGUUCAAUCCAGUUGUGAACACACAGUUUAAGCUUUUAAACAGUUUAAUUUUACUCACCAACAACAACACACCUUCAUUGGUCGUAGUUUAUCGUAUAUAGGUCAGACAGUUCAAUAGCCUAUAUACUCACACUUAACAAUCAGUCAACGCAUGGUUCCGCUUGUUAACAGACGCGAUGGGUUCACUCAACACCCAGUCGCAAACUAUUCACACCCUUACCAAAUUCCUUCACAAUCAUCAAGGCAUUCACAAAAGCGUGCUAUCGAUCCUUUAAUGGCACAAGCUAUCGCGAUGUUACCAAAGCCUCCAACUUACAUUCCUUCAUUAAAAUGUACUUGGAGCAACAAAUCAUCGCCACUUGAUGUUUAUCAACAACAACAACAACAAUCCAUCUUACCACCUGCUGCUCCUCAAUUCUACAAUCCAGCUUUCUAUCCAGUACCUGCACCUAACUCACAAUGGGCUAGAGCUCCAGGCGCUGAACGUCGCUCAAUUGAUUUAUCUACUUUACCACCACCACCUGUCGACUUGCAAGCUCAAGCUAACGCACAAGCUUUCAUUAACCAACAACAAGCUAUUGCUACAGCUAACGAGCAAGCUCAAGCGCAAGCUUUGGCACAACAACAACAACAACAAUACUUUAUGCCAAAACCUGAGCAACACCAACCAAAACAAUCCGGCAAGCAACAAAAUGCUGUCAACCUAUCUGGAUUCGCUAGUGAAGCAAUCUGGGAUUUGUGUUGGUCAUCUUCACCUGCAUUCGGUAACUUGAAUGACAGUCAAGAUGAGGAUGUCGUUAUGCAAACAGGUCAACCUGCGCAUUAUAGACAACCAAGUUGGUCAGUUUACGCGGGAGGUGAAGACAUCUACGGUAGACCAAAGUUAGAACCAACAAUUGAGUUUAGACGCUGGACGUAUUCAAUCUUGACUCAAACUGCUCUCUCAAAGCAGGCUCUCUUUUUAGCAUUAUUCUAUGCUUCAAGAUUGCCUAUUCAUUCAGCACCAAACGUCUUGCAAUCAAGUCCAGAUAGUGCACCUUACCGUCUCUUAACUAUCGCUUUGGCAUUGUCAAACAGAUGGUUAGAUGACAACACCUACACAAACAAAACCUGGUCAGAAGUUACAGGUUUAGGUUUGAAAGACAUUGGUGCCUUAGAUAUGUGGGCAUUAGUUGAUCAAUCACUUGAUGUCAACGUAUCCACAGAUGAAUGGACAAAAUGGAUGUACAGAAUCAGAGCCAGAGAGGAGAAGGUUGAACAGGAGAGACGAGUAUCUGGACGUCAAGAAUCAACAGAGGUUAGUUACAAUGAGCCAAGGAUGGUAAUCUCAGCUGUUGAUGAAUGCUUGAGAAAUCAAUUUCAAGCAGAUUACAAACAUGCGGUUGAAUUCUCUUCAGCUGCUGUCGCAGCUAGACAUCGUUACUCACCUAUCGUUGACGUACCACUUGUUCCAGUUUACGAUUGUCAAAAUAUUGACUUGGAUCAAGAUGGACCUUUACGUCAAGUUCAUCAUACUCAACCAAGGCCAAAUCAAAAUCAGAAUUACAUGAGUGUAGAUGGUUACAUCCCAAUUACAUCACAAAAGAAUAUGAUGUAUGAGGAUGAAAGUUGGGGACGUAUGGGUAACAGAAGAAUGUCACAAGUACAACCUUCUCAACAUCAAUACUUUCAACAACAACCAACAUUAGGAGGUGGAUUAGGACUUGGUGGCUUUCAAUUAGCAGAUUAUCGUCGCCAAGUAGUCGCUUAAACAACCUUUUUUACUAGUGAUAGAAUGAACAAUCAAUUUAUUCAGUAAUAAUACUCCAAGAAAAAAUUUGAAAAUUAGUUAAAAAAUCAACAAAAAAGAACAACUAUUUUCAAUAAUUCAGUCACUUUAAAAAUAUUCACUUUGUUAAAUAGAAAUAGCGAGAAAUUAUCAAAGAAAUCAACAGAAAAAAAAGGUGAAAAGCUAGAAUAAUCAAAUAAUAAAUUUGGUGAAUCUUUUAUACUUUUAUCAUUAAGUUGAUAAUUUCAAUUUAUCUUUUUCGUUUCCUCGUUAAAGAAAAUCUUAAUAAAUCACAACACACAUCAAUCUAAACUUGCUACUAGUUAGCAAUUUUUUUUAGUUUCAUAU
Molecule: messenger RNA, 2577 nt
Organism: Wallemia mellicola CBS 633.66
Lineage: Eukaryota; Fungi; Basidiomycota; Wallemiomycetes; Wallemiales; Wallemiaceae
Exons: 3
Coding region: 613-2211 (532 amino acids)
Biological process (GO): regulation of cyclin-dependent protein serine/threonine kinase activity
Cellular component (GO): nucleus; cyclin-dependent protein kinase holoenzyme complex
Molecular function (GO): protein kinase binding; cyclin-dependent protein serine/threonine kinase regulator activity
Source: RefSeq, a predicted model, not a curated record